GCCGCCUACCAGCCGCCUCCUCCUCCCCCCGCCGCGCCUCCGCCUCCUGCCCCCUGCAGCGGGGUUACCUGUCACGGGGAGCCCGCUAAAUUUUACGGAUACGAUAACUUACAGAGACAGCAGAUUUUUACGACACAGCAAGAGGCCGAGCUGGUACAAUAUCCUGACUGUAAAUCGUCCAGUGCUAAUAUUGGCGAGGAACCAGACCACUUAAAUCAGAGCUCGUCUCCUGCUCAAAUGUUUCCCUGGAUGAGACCACAAGCAGCGCCGGGUAGGAGGAGAGGAAGACAAACAUACAGCCGAUUCCAGACUCUAGAGCUGGAAAAGGAGUUCCUCUUUAACCCCUAUCUGACCAGGAAGAGGAGGAUCGAGGUGUCCCACGCACUAGGACUCACCGAGAGGCAGGUAAAGAUCUGGUUUCAGAACAGGAGGAUGAAAUGGAAAAAAGAGAACAACAAGGACAAAUUCCCCGCUUCCAGGCAGGAGGGAAAGGAAGGGGAGGCCAAAAAGGAAGCACAUGAUCUGGAAGAAGACAGACCUGAAGGCCAGACGAAUUAA
Messenger RNA from Haliaeetus leucocephalus (bald eagle), 558 nucleotides. RefSeq names its product homeobox D8 (gene HOXD8). The record is from RefSeq and is a predicted model, not a curated record. Lineage: Eukaryota; Metazoa; Chordata; Aves; Accipitriformes; Accipitridae. Gene Ontology annotation, biological process: regulation of transcription by RNA polymerase II. Gene Ontology annotation, molecular function: DNA-binding transcription factor activity, RNA polymerase II-specific; RNA polymerase II transcription regulatory region sequence-specific DNA binding. The annotation marks the transcript as partial. The transcript is spliced from 2 exons. Gene Ontology annotation, cellular component: nucleus.